Ilyonectria robusta is the source of this 1692-nucleotide messenger RNA. RefSeq lists its product as uncharacterized. Gene Ontology annotation, molecular function: oxidoreductase activity; FAD binding. The transcript has 3 exons. Bases 1 to 1692 code for a protein of 563 amino acids. The record is from RefSeq and is a predicted model, not a curated record. Lineage: Eukaryota; Fungi; Ascomycota; Sordariomycetes; Hypocreales; Nectriaceae.
AUGAAGUUCUCCGCGUCGCUCUCGCAGGCGGUUCUGCCCCUGCUCGCCCUCGUCGGCGCCAGCCAAGCCUCCAAGUGUCGAUGCCUCCCUGGCGACGCCUGUUGGCCGUCGACGGCGGUGUGGAACUCGCUCAACUCGACCGUUGGCGGCCAGCUCAUCGCGACGGUCCCGAUCGGGUCGCCGUGCCACGACCCCAACUACGACGCCGACUUGUGCGCCGAGUUGCAAGAUGAGUGGAGUCUUCCCCAGCUUCACUUCAACUCGUCGUCCUCGGUGAUGCAGGCGUACUUUGCCAACCAGAGCUGCGAUCCCUUCCUUGCAGAGUCCAUUCCCUGCACCCUCGGAAACUACGUGUCGUACGCCGUCAAGGUCUCCACCGCCGCCCAGGUCGCCGCCGCCGUCAACUUCGCGACCAAGUACAACAUCCGCCUCGUCGUGCGCAACACCGGCCAUGAUUACCUUGGCCGUUCCACCGGCGCCGGAGCCCUGGCUAUCUGGACGCACCACAUGAAGGACACCUCCGUUGUCAACUGGUCCAGCAGUGUCUACACCGGCCCGGCCCUGAAGGUCGGAGCCGGUAUCCAGGGCGCUGAUGCCGUCGAGGCUGCCAAUGCCGCCGGCCUGACUGUUGUCUCUGGCGAGUGCCCUACUGUUGGCCUCGCUGGCUUCACCUUGGGCGGUGGCCACUCGGCUCUUAGCACCAGCUUCGGUCUGGGCGCCGACCAGGCUCUCCAGUUUGAGGCCGUCACCGCCGCCGGAAAGAUCGUCACCGCCUCUGCCACCCAGAACAGCGACCUCUUCUGGGCCCUGAGCGGCGGCGGCGCUGGAAACUUCGCCGUCAUCACCUCCAUCACCGUCAGAGCUCACUACACCGGCACCAUCGGCGGUGCGACUCUUGUCGUGUCUGCGGCUGGCACUAACAAGACCAACUUUGACACUGCUGUCACUCGCUUCCACGCUCUCUUGCCCGCCAUGAUUGAUCUCGGCCCUACCGUCGUCUACUACGUGACCAGCGGCGUCCUCGUGGUCAAGCCCAUCACUCUUGUCAACUCUACCGGUGACUAUGUCCGUGACACCGUCUUGGCGCCAUUCCUCACUGUUCUCAGUGGGCUCGGCAUCACUCCCUCCGUGUCUUAUACCACCCUCAGCUACCGUGAUCACUACGACACUUACAUGGGCCCGCUGCCUUACGGCCACAUCGGUGCCUCCGAGUACCAGUACGGUGGCCGUCUGAUUCCUCGAUCCGUCAUCGAGAACGAUAACGAGUCCUUCCAGAAGGUGAUCCAAAACCUGACUUCCAACGGCGUCAUCGCCGUCGGCAGCAGCGGAACCUUCAAGCAGUACGCCGGAAACAGCAACGCCGUCUACCCUGCUUGGCGAACCGCCAUCAUGUCGAUGCAGCUGGCCACCGCCUGGGACCCUACCAAGUGGGACGCCAUGAUCGCCAUGCAGAAGCGCAUCACCAACGAGUUUGUGCCGCUCAUCACCUCCGUCACUCCCGGCAGCGGAGCGUACAUGAACGAGGCCGACUUCAACCAGCCCAACUGGAAGCAGACCUUCUACGGCUCCAACUGGGACCGCCUGCUGACCAUCAAGAACAAGUGGGAUCCCAACGCGCUCUUCUACAACCUCAAGGGUGUUGGAAGCGAUGUCUGGACCGUGGCCGCCAACGGCCGCAUGUGCAAGGCUUAA